AUGGAUUAUGGUCAGGAGCUUGAGGCUAUAGCUCGAUUCUCUAAGUCCCAGUAUCGGCCUUUCUUUGUUCGUUCGGAAGGCUGGUUCGAAACCGAUGAACACAUCUGUAUCAUUAUGGAGCUACUCCCUCUCGGAAACCUCCAUCACUACAUAAGUUCAGGUCUGCCGGAAGCAGAAGCAGUCAUGAUCAUUAGCCAGGUCUUACAAGGCCUUUCGCAUAUGCAUCGAGCAGGUUAUACACACCGCGACUUGAAGCCUCAGAAUCUCCUUAUUGCUCAAGGCGGCCCGCAAUGGAAAAUCAAGAUCGCGGAUUUUGGUCUCAGUAAGCGUCUGACCCAGGAUGCAUCAUCUCUGAGAACUGUCGUUGGUACUGCAGGGUUCGUCGCGCCCGAGGUCCAGGGGCUUCUGUUCGACGACGAUAGUGAGUCCGAUGACCCCGAAGACGGAAAGACGACCUCUUACACCAAGGCCGUCGACAUUUGGGCUGUCGGCGUGAUUACGUACAAUGUGCUCACAGGUCAGCUGCCAUUCUCAACUCCAAGACUCCUUGCAAAGUUCGUGCGGGGGAAGAUCGCUUUUCCCGGGGAGGAACUCAAUACUCGUGCGAUCAGCGAGCCUGGUCACAGAUUCAUCCUGGAGCUACUUGCGCCAAAUCCGCACGAACGGCUAGGCGUGGACGAAUGCCUGAACCACAGCUGGAUU
Dissoconium aciculare CBS 342.82 is the source of this 702-nucleotide messenger RNA. RefSeq names its product Pkinase-domain-containing protein. Gene Ontology annotation, cellular component: cytoplasm; nucleus. The transcript is spliced from 2 exons. Gene Ontology annotation, molecular function: protein serine/threonine kinase activity; ATP binding. The record is from RefSeq and is a predicted model, not a curated record. The annotation marks the transcript as partial. Gene Ontology annotation, biological process: meiotic recombination checkpoint signaling; protein phosphorylation. NCBI's taxonomy places the organism in Eukaryota, Fungi, Ascomycota, Dothideomycetes, Mycosphaerellales, Dissoconiaceae.